Molecule: messenger RNA, 1521 nt
Organism: Gilbertella persicaria
Lineage: Eukaryota; Fungi; Mucoromycota; Mucoromycetes; Mucorales; Choanephoraceae
Product: chitin deacetylase
Exons: 1
Coding region: 1-1275 (424 amino acids)
Biological process (GO): carbohydrate metabolic process
Cellular component (GO): membrane
Molecular function (GO): chitin deacetylase activity
Source: RefSeq, a predicted model, not a curated record
AUGCAGUUCAAGAUCCUUACAAUCUCAAUUGCCAUUGCAGAGUUAGCAACCCUUGCUUGUGCAAGCACUAGUGAUAUUAAAAUUACCAACUAUUAUGAUUCCUUUACUUCUCAAAUUGAUCCCACAAACAUUACUGUUCCUUCCAUCAAGCAAACUACUAGUGAUAAUCCUACUACUGAAUGUACUUACUACGAUCCUGAAACUUCUUUGAUUAACAUCAACAAUUCCGAGUUUCCUACUGUCUGGGAUGUUGCUACUUCCAACGGUAUGAGCAAGUCAGCUGAAUUCCUCUCUCUCUACCAUUCAAUCGAUUGGACUAAGGCUCCCAAAAUCUCUGUCCGUACUACUGACUCUGAUGGUGGCUUGGAUAGCUCUAAAUAUGACUAUGAUACUGAUCCUGAUUGUUGGUGGUCUGCUACUACUUGUACUAUUCCCAAACUUUCUGAUGUCAAUGCUGAUAUCUACAAGUGUGAUGAGCCCGAGACCUGGGGUUUGACUUACGAUGAUGGGCCCAACUGCUCUCACAACGCCUUCUAUGAUUUCCUUCAAGAAAAGAGCUUGAAGGCUACUAUGUUCUAUAUUGGCUCCAAUGUGCUUGACUGGCCCUACGGUGCUAUGCGUGGUAUCAAGGAUGGUCACCAUAUCGCUUCUCACACCUGGUCUCACCCUUACAUGACAACCCUGACUAACAAGGAAGUUCUUGCUGAAUUGUACUUCACUCAAAAGGCCAUCAAGCUCGCUACUGGCUUGACUCCUCGUUACUGGCGUCCUCCUUAUGGUGAUGUUGAUGACCGUGUUCGUUGGAUUGCUUCUCAAUUGGGCAUGACUGCCGUUAUCUGGAACUUGGAUACUGACGAUUGGGCUGCCGGUGAUACUACUACUGUCGAAGCCGUUGAAAAGACCUAUCAAGAUUACGUUGAUAUGGGCAGCAACGGCACAUUUGCUAAUAGUGGUAACAUUGUUUUGACUCAUGAAAUCAACAACACUACCAUGUCUUUGGCCCUUGAAUACUUGCCCAAGAUUCAGUCAAGCUACAAACAAGUCCUUAAUGUUGCUACUUGUGCCAACAUCUCUUAUCCUUAUUUUGAAGACCAUGAAUGGACCGAUGUCUUGAACGCUUCCUCUUCAAGUUCUGAUGGUACCACUACCGUCAGCUUAAGCUUGUCAACUGCUACUGCCGCUGCUGCCCGUGUUAAUGUGGCUACCAGUGAUGCUACCUCAGUUGCUCCUAAGCUUGGUUUGGUUGCGGCCUUCGCUGCUGCCAUGUUAUUUUAAAUUAAAAAAGAAAUAACUUUUACUUUAUGAUUUCUUUUCGUUACAUGUUAAUCAGUUUGCUUUCUUUACUAUUUCAAUUCAUCAAAAAACAAAGCCAUCUCUGAAUAAGCCUUAAUCUGUUCCCAAAUAAAGAAAUAAGGGCUUAAUGUUUACUAUUUUGUCCAAUCGCUCUAGAAACGUCUUAGAAUAGACAGAUUUUAUUCUGGGAUUUAUCAGGUUGUCCCAAGUGCUAUAAAUAAACCUUGC